Messenger RNA from Cebus imitator (Panamanian white-faced capuchin), 1153 nucleotides. It is a transcript of the gene ORC6, whose product is annotated as origin recognition complex subunit 6. The coding region runs from base 44 to 763 and encodes 239 amino acids. The record is from RefSeq and is a predicted model, not a curated record. The transcript has 4 exons. Gene Ontology annotation, molecular function: DNA binding. Gene Ontology annotation, biological process: DNA replication; DNA replication initiation. Lineage: Eukaryota; Metazoa; Chordata; Mammalia; Primates; Cebidae. Gene Ontology annotation, cellular component: nuclear origin of replication recognition complex.
CCGGCGGCAGGCAGUAGACAGCAAGAGGGAAAGGCAGUGUGUGAUGAGUUUGUCAAGAAAAAAAGGAAUGGGUGGCUGGGGAGCAGACAAGUCCAAGUUCUCUGUAUCCAUCCGCCUUGGCGAGUGCGCUCGUGAUGCACAUGCGCAAAAGGAAGAUCCCGAUUGGCUUGUGGGACUGUCUCAAUCUGGUCCCAACCAAUCCAGAUGUGCCGGAGGUGGGGCCUGGCUCUCACUGGCUGGCACAGCGUCUGCGCGCCGGUUUCGUCGCCCCGCGGCGUUCGCCGGAGUUGAUCACUUUAGUGGGGGCGGCAUGGGGUCGGAGCUGAUCGGCCGUCUAGCCCCGCGCUUAGGCCUCGCCGAGCCCGAAAUGCUAAGGAAAGCAGAGGAGUACUUGCGCCUGUCCCGAGUGAAGUGUGUCGGCCUUUCUGCACGCACCACGGAGACUAGCAGUGCAGUCAUGUGCCUGGACCUUGCAGCUUCCUGGAUGAAGUACCCCUUGGACAGGGCUUAUUUAGUUAAACUUUCUGGUUUGAGCAAGAAGACAUACCAGAGCUGUCUUAAAUCUUUUGAGUGUUUACUAGGCCUAAAUUCGACUAUUGGAAUAAGAGACCUAGCUGUACAGUUUAGCUGUACAGAAGCAGUGAACAUGGCUUCAAAGAUACUAAAAAGCUAUGAGUCCAGUCUUCCCCAGACACAGCACGUAGAUCUUGACUUAUCCAGGCCACUUUUCACUUCUGCUGCACUGCUUUCAGCAUGCAAGUAAGUAUUUCUUUAAACAUUCAGAAGAGUUCCCAAUUUAUAAGUGGGUUUUCUAUCCUCAAGGAAUACUUCUAGUUUAGUUGAUUUCAACUCAGAGCAUAUUUUCCCCUAUAAAUAUUAGGAAUAUUGGCCAAGUGACCAUAUUCCCAGUUUGUCACAUAAUGUAGCUAACAACUUGGAACUAGUGUUACCAGAAUUCCACUAGCCAAAUAGCAGCUGUAUACAUAAGCUGGGAAUUCUGAUUUCAGUCUGCCUUUUAUAAAAGAGGAUAUCUGUCAUUAAAACAACGUUCUUGUAUAAUUUUCUGCUUAUAUUUCUUAAAAGGUACUGGCUGGUGGGAGGCAGAGGUUGCAGUGAGCCAAGAUUGCGCCACUGCACUCCAGCCUGGUGACAG